UUUUCGCACUAUGCUUAUACAUGGCAACACUUUGACAUAGCUGUCAAUUUACCGGAAACUCUUUUCGUUAGUACUUUUCAUUCGUGAAGACGUUGUCUAGGACGUUAUGCCAUUCGCGAGGUACGUUGAACCAGGGCGAGUAGCCCUGGUAGCCGAUGGCCCCUUGAAGGGAAAGCUUGUGAGCGUAGUCGACGUCAUUGACCAGACACGCGCCCUCGUCGACGGACCCGGCAGCGGUGUCCCUCGCCAACAGAUCCGCCUUAACCAGCUGCACUUGACCAAGUUCCGUCUGAGCUUCCCCUUCACAGCGCCCACCCGCGUCGUAAGGAAAGCAUGGACAGACGCUAAGCUGAAUGAGAAGUGGGCCGAGAGCCAAUGGGCACAGAAGCUCGCUAACAAAGAGAAACGCGCCGCUAUGACAGAUUACGACCGUUUCAAGCUAACGUCGGCACGUGUGAAGAGGAACCGCGCGAGAACAGUGGUGUUCAAGAGCCUGAAAGUGAAGGCGGCGCGCGCCGGCGUCUUCGGCAAGAAGGCCGUCCCCAAAACGAAAGUCCCGAAGCCGCGUACCAAGAAGCCCGCCGCCAAAAAACCCGCGAAGAAGUAAUUCUUGUGUCUUAGAGAGGUUAAGUGACAAUCAAGGGACAAAAUAAAGAAUUAUUUUU
Cydia fagiglandana is the source of this 665-nucleotide messenger RNA. It is a transcript of the gene RpL14, whose product is annotated as large ribosomal subunit protein eL14. The coding region runs from base 107 to 607 and encodes 166 amino acids. The record is from RefSeq and is a predicted model, not a curated record. Gene Ontology annotation, molecular function: RNA binding; structural constituent of ribosome. Gene Ontology annotation, cellular component: ribosome; cytosolic large ribosomal subunit. Gene Ontology annotation, biological process: translation; ribosomal large subunit biogenesis. The transcript is spliced from 2 exons. Lineage: Eukaryota; Metazoa; Arthropoda; Insecta; Lepidoptera; Tortricidae.